AACACAAGGAAACGAGAGGACUUUAGGGUUGACCAAACAAAAUGAGCCAAGAAAAGCUGGAGAAGAAACCUAUAACUUAUGACGUAAAAGAAGAGGCCAAAAAGACUCCGGCGACGGAGGGAGGCAUUGCGACGGAUGACAAAGAGAAAGGUGUCGUCGCCGAGUCUACCGGUGUUCAGGACGAGGGAGAAGUAAACCAGAAAAAGCCGGAAGGUACCAUAACAAUCGGAGAGGCUCUAGAGGCAGCGGUUCUCACGGCAGGGAAUAAGCCAGUGGAGUGGAGUGACGCAGCGGCCAUACAAGCGGCUGAGGUUAGAGCCACGGGAAAGACCAACAUCAUGCCGGGCGGUGUUGCAGCUUCGGCUCAGUCAGCCGCCACUCUCAACGCUCGAGCUAACUCCGAGGACGACAAGACUACGCUCGCAGAUGUUCUCACUGGAGCGAGUAGCAAAUUACCGUCGGACAAACCAGCAACGAGGAAAGACGCAGAGGGAGUGACAGGUGCAGAGAUGAGGAACGAUCCCCAUCUCACUACUUACCCAACCGGUGUGGCCGCAUCUGUUGCUGCGGCUGCUCGGAUAAACCAAGCCAAGUGAUACCAUCCUUCUUUCUUGGAAGCUACGUAACUAAUGCUAUUGAGAAGCCAAGUAUGUAAACUAAAAACUAU
Messenger RNA from Brassica oleracea var. oleracea, 667 nucleotides. Its product is annotated as late embryogenesis abundant protein D-34-like. The transcript has 3 exons. Lineage: Eukaryota; Viridiplantae; Streptophyta; Magnoliopsida; Brassicales; Brassicaceae. Bases 42 to 596 code for a protein of 184 amino acids. The record is from RefSeq and is a predicted model, not a curated record.